UGUUGGGACGAAGUACAAUAGGAAAUGUUGUUAGAGAAACUUGUCAGGUUCUAUGGAACACCCUACAGCCUGAAGAAAUGCCAGAGCCUAAUCCAGACCAAUGGAUAGAAAUAGCCAAUAAAUUUUAUUUGAAAACCAACUUUCCAAAUUGUGUAGGGGCAGUCGAUGGCAAACAUAUUCGUUGUAUGAAACCCAUUAAUUCCGGAUCAAUGUUCUACAAUUAUAAAAAGUAUUUUUCCAUUGUAUUAAUGGCUGUAGUGGACGCAGAGUAUAGCUUUAUUUCAAUCGAUGUCGGUGCAUACGGUAAGGAGGGUGAUUCUACAAUUUUCAAAAAUUGUCCAUUCGGAAAAAAACUAUAUUCUGAACAAUUAAAUCUACCAGCACCUGUUGUUCUUCCAAAUACAGACAAUUUUCCGCAGCCUUUCGUGGUAAUAGGCGAUGAAGCUUUCGGACUACACAAAAAUCUUUUAAGACCAUACCCUGGACGAGGUCUCACACAAAAAAGAAAAAUUUUCAACUAUCGUCUAUCAAGAGCUCGAAGGUACGUAGAAUGCGCUUUUGGAAUACUCGCAAAUAAAUGGCGUGUUUUUCAUAGUGCUAUUCUAGUUGAACCCGAUUUUGCUGACGACGUUAUUAAAGCAUGCUGUAUUUUACAUAAUUAUGUUAGACGAAGGGAUGGUUAUAACUUCGAAGACACCCUCUCAAACUCUUUGGAAGACAUUCAAAAUGAAAAUAAUUCUGGAGCUCGUCAACAAGGAUUAGAUGUUCGAGAAUAUUUUGCUGAAUAUUUUAUGGAAGCAGGAGCAGUUCCGUUUCAAUAUCGAUUUGUUUGA
Molecule: messenger RNA, 833 nt
Organism: Myzus persicae (green peach aphid)
Lineage: Eukaryota; Metazoa; Arthropoda; Insecta; Hemiptera; Aphididae
Product: protein ALP1-like
Exons: 1
Coding region: 78-833 (251 amino acids)
Source: RefSeq, a predicted model, not a curated record